Messenger RNA from Sycon ciliatum, 2387 nucleotides. RefSeq names its product nucleolar complex protein 2 homolog. Gene Ontology annotation, cellular component: Noc2p-Noc3p complex; nucleoplasm; Noc1p-Noc2p complex. Gene Ontology annotation, molecular function: transcription corepressor activity; histone binding. Gene Ontology annotation, biological process: ribosomal large subunit biogenesis; negative regulation of transcription by RNA polymerase II. The record is from RefSeq and is a predicted model, not a curated record. NCBI's taxonomy places the organism in Eukaryota, Metazoa, Porifera, Calcarea, Leucosolenida, Sycettidae. The coding region runs from base 105 to 2099 and encodes 664 amino acids. The transcript is spliced from 14 exons.
AAUCGGUUUGUUGAGUCUACAUGUAAAUAAUUGUUACAUGCUCAUUGUGCAGUUGUUUUCGGAUUGAAAUAAUGAGGGUUUGAAGUAUUCUUCAGUAGAGCGCGAUGGAUGUCGACUCGUUUAUGGAGACAGGACUCUUGUCCAGUGAUGAAGAAUCAAGCAGACCGAGGAAGAAGGUGGUAAAAAAGAAGCAACAAAGUCCUAAAGCCAGUCUUAAAGCUAGCCCCAAGGUCACUGCUAGUUCCAAGGUCACUGCUAGUCCCAAGGUUACUGCUAGCCCCAAGGCCACUGCUAGCCCCAAGCAAAAGAAGAAAGAAGGGUGCCAGCCGCAGCAGCAGGGAAAGAAGCCAGCAGUGAAAAUCGCACAAUUUGAGGAUUCCAGUGAUGAUGAAGAGUUUGCGCAAGCGCUUGCUAUGUACAAGGAUGGUGAGGAUGUUGACAGUGAAGAUGAUGGUGAUGUAGACAUGGAGGAUGAGGAUGAGGAUGGCGAAGGAUUGGAUUUGGAAGAUGAUAGUGGUGAUGAGGACGAUGACGGCGAUGGAGAAGAGGGUAUGGAUGACGGUGCUGAUGACGAUGAUGAUGAAGGAGAAGAGGACAUGGAGGAUGGCGGUGCCAAGCCCCAAGGCAGGGUCGUGUCUCAAGGCAUGGUGAAGGGAUGGGUUGCUCUACUGCAGAAACACUCGUUGCGUGGCUUGCGGCAAGUAGCUGAUGCGCUUGGUGCUGCAAUACACCGCACGGCCGAGGUGAAAAGCGCCGAGAAGUACCACUACUUUGUGGAAAGUCCUCAAGUGUUCAAUGCUUUGGUCCGUUGCUGCUUACGACAUGUGCACUUGGUUGUGCAGCACCAUAUUCCCCUUCCUGAAGAUGACGUAGCAGGAGGCGCUGAGCGGAAAUCGUCGAAAAAAAAAUCAUCCCCGACUUCUCAUGCCAAUUGGCCAAAAUUGAGGAAAGUUGUCAAGUCGUACAUCUCCACUCUUUUGCUGAUGUUGCAGCAUCUUCAUCAGCCAACACUGACAUGUGCUGUCUUGCGGCAAGUUCAGCACUUGCUCGUCUACAUCUCCUGCUUUCCGCGCUUGCUGCGGCUGAUGACAAAGCGCUUGACUAUUCUCUGGAGCGGCGGUGAUGAGUAUGUGCGUGUGCUGGCAUUUCUCUCGCUGAGACGUUUGCUGAUGGCAAAUAACAAUGUCACCUACCGUGAAAAUUGUUUCAAACAAAUGUACCUGUCGUUUGCUCGUAACUCGGCUUUCACCAGUAUCUCCUCUUUACCAGGCAUUCAGUUCAUGGAGAACAGUUUAGCAGAGAUAUAUGCCAUUGAUCUGCCGCUCACUUACCAACAUGGUUUCGUCUAUAUCCGCCAGCUUGCAGUUCAACUCCGUAAAGCGAUGACAGAGAAGACUAAAGCUAACAUUCAGACGGUUUAUAACUGGCAGUUUGUACACAGUGUGUGCUUGUGGUGCCGUGUUCUUGGUGACUGCUUCACGUCCACUUUGGAGCCCCUGGUCUUCCCACUGGUGCAAGUGGUACUCGGCACAAUACAGCUGUUGCCGACUGCUCGCUACUUUCCCCUGCGCUUUCAUUGUAUCCGAGCCUUGAUCCGAAUGUCAGCGAAAACUGACGUCUACGUGCCAGUGUCCAGUCACUUGCUAGAGGUGCUGGACUCGUCAUCGGUACGCAGCCGAACCAAGGGUUCCCUUGCCAAGUCACCAAACUUUGCCAUCAUUCUCAAAGUCAGCAAGUCGGUGCUGCAGACCCGUGCUUUCCAGGAUGGUGUGAUUGACAAUGUCUUUGAUCUGCUUCUCGAUCAUUUGUCUUCCUACUCACAUCAUAUUGCAUUUCCGGAGUUAGUUCUGCCUGUGCUUCUAAAGGUCAAGCAAUUCUGCAAGAAAACUAAAGUUCCCAAGUUCCAACAGCAAAUACAACAACUGGUGACAAAGGUUGAGGAGACGUCAACCGCUAUCAUUGCAGCUCGCUCCAUGGUGUCUUUCUCACCGAAAGACGCAGAAGAAGUGGCCAAGUGGAUGUCACAAAGACGACAGGAAAGCUCGGCAUUGCAGAAGUUCUACAAAUCGUGGAAAGAAGUGAAAUCUCGUCAAGCAUAGCUUGCAAGAUUGCAGCUCGCAGAAAUGCAUAAGCCUAUCUGACAUUUGUACAUAUUGCAUAUAGCUAUUGUUGUUGUUUUCACCUUGUUUGUCAUCGGCUAGUGUCUUGUGUUGUUAAGUUGUACAUUCAGUUAAUGCAUUUACUACAUUGUGAUUCAUGAUUGCCAUGGUAACUAGUACUACCAUAAAAUCCCACCAGAGCACCCCGUCUCUCCCAUCCGCCCCUCCCUGACUUCUUGUCAGGGAAGUGAUUGAUUGUCUCGUAUGACUCUGUGAUGCCGUACUGUA